Messenger RNA from Saccostrea echinata, 1788 nucleotides. RefSeq names its product RNA-binding protein RO60-like. The record is from RefSeq and is a predicted model, not a curated record. The transcript has 2 exons. Bases 1 to 1788 code for a protein of 595 amino acids. NCBI's taxonomy places the organism in Eukaryota, Metazoa, Mollusca, Bivalvia, Ostreida, Ostreidae. Gene Ontology annotation, molecular function: RNA binding. Gene Ontology annotation, cellular component: ribonucleoprotein complex.
AUGGCGACCGCGAAAGAAGAUUGCGAUAUCGACGCUAUAGAGACUGAAUUUUUAGGACUACAAGUAAAUCCAAAGGAAUGUCAGGGUCAGGAUAUCCGUAUUUCACCUUAUCAAAUAAAGAACAAAGCAGGAGGUUAUGUUUAUGAAACGGAUCUAAAGACGCAAUUGGCUAGGUUUCUAUUACUAGGGUCUUCAAAGUUGUUUUAUCAAACUGAAAGUAUGGACUUUACUUCACAAGAUUUCACCUGUAUUUCAAUAUUAAUCCAUGAUGGCUUUGGUAAAAAAGUUGUUGAAUUUAUCAAACAUUUCUCGGAAGAAGGCCGUGCCUACAGACAAGAAUCUUUGUUGUUUGCAUUAGCAGUUUGCUGCAAAUCUAAUGACCUUGAAACAAAACGUGCUGGGUACAAUGCAUUACAAUCCGUGUGUCGGAUUCCAUCUCAUCUAUUUCUCUUCAUUGAUUAUUGCAAGGAAAUCAGCGAAGAAAAUCACUCUUCAAAAGGAUGGGGGAGACAACAUCGCAAGGCUGUCAGCAACUGGUAUAUCAAUUUCGGAAUGGAGGAAUCCAAAUUGAUACUUUUAGCUCAGUAUUUGUCAAAAUACAAAAAGAGAUAUGGGUGGACUCAUAGAGACAUUAUUCGGCUAGCACAUCCCAAAGUAAGCGAGACAAACCCCGCUUUAAAAUACCUUAUAAUGGUUGCAGUGAAAGGUAAACGUUUUGCCGACUCAAGCGAUUUUAUGAAGAAUGAAAGAAAGAAACCUGAUUUUGUCACUUCUUUUCUGGCAGAAAUAAUUAAGUACUUUGACAAAGUCGAAAAUGCUAAAAAAUCAAAAGACGUUAACACUAUUGUAGAGUUAAUCUUGAGGUUCAAAUUAGUAAGGGAACAUAUUCCAACAUGUUUUCUAAAUGAGAAAGAAGUCUGGAAAGCCCUUAUUAAGCAUAUGCCAAUGACGGCAAUGAUGAGAAACCUGGGGAAGAUGUCCAGCUUAAACCUCUUUCGAACGAAACGGGACAGUGUAAAUGAAAUAUCAUUUGAAGAGCAAAUAAUAACUGACAAACUGAAAAACAGAGAACUUAUUUGCAAAGCGAGAAUUCAUCCAUAUGCCUAUUUUGUGGCACUUAGUAAGUACAACCAAGGAUUGGCAAUGAAUGUAAACUUGAGUUGGCCUGUUUGUCCUCAUAUUGCUGAUGCUCUCGAAGAAGGAUUCUACAUUUCUUUUAUUAACGUUACGCCGACGAAAAAGCACUUUCUAUUGGCUCUUGAUGUAACAAGUGAUAUGCAUUUGACUGCCAAAAAGUGUGAAGUUGACACACACAGUCUAUCGGCACUUGAUGCUGCCAUUUUCAUGAUUGUGCUGACUACAAGAACCGAGUCUUUUUCUGAGACUAUCCUCUUCUCAGAUGAUAAAUAUUUGCCAAUAUCUGUCAAUUCAAAUGACACGUUUCAUGAUCUAAAGCAAAAUGUUUGUAAAAAAAUAAGCGGUUAUAAAUCCUCAACAUCUGAUGUUUCUCUUCCUUUCAAAUAUGCUAUAGAAAGACGAAGGCUUGCUGAUGUAUUUGUUAUUUUCACAAACUCUGAUAAAUCCCUGGGUAGUGUCCAUCCAGCUCAAGCAGUACAAUUCUACAGAGAGUCUUCAGGAAAGAAAGAUGCACGGCUUAUUGUUUGCGAAAUGGGAUCAUCUAAACACUCUGUUGGGGAUAUCGAAGAUCGCUAUACAUUGACAGUGUCAGGAUUUGAUUCCAAUGUACCAAAAUUAAUAAAUGACUUUGCCCAAGGAAUUAUAGGAUAA